Molecule: messenger RNA, 5538 nt
Organism: Phlebotomus argentipes
Lineage: Eukaryota; Metazoa; Arthropoda; Insecta; Diptera; Psychodidae
Product: SLIT-ROBO Rho GTPase-activating protein 1-like
Exons: 13
Coding region: 1007-4792 (1261 amino acids)
Biological process (GO): negative regulation of cell migration; signal transduction
Cellular component (GO): cytoplasm
Molecular function (GO): protein binding
Source: RefSeq, a predicted model, not a curated record
UCCCCAUCUUGGAGGCCACAACAAAAGGCAUCUUUCUUUCUUUUUUUUGGACAAAAAAAACACUCGUCAGCAGUAUAGAAAAUUCCGUCAAUUCCUUUUUUUCGUAUAACUUCGAUCUGUUCCUCUCUUUUUUCUCUGUUGGUAAUCUUUUGUAUGUCUCUGAGUGGGGGGGAAAAUUUCUAAGCGUGUGCUUCGGCCAUGGAUUUUUCAGUUUGUGAAGCCACUCUGCCAUUAUUUCAGUUUAGCGUGUGACUCGGACUGACUUUGUUGCUCUCCUCGCACUCUCUCUGGGGCUGAGUUUUGGAUGAAGAAUCUGACUCGCAAUCUUUCACAAAGAGUGAAAGUUUUUGGAUGGCAAAAAUUCAAAUUUAUUCAAAAUCAAUCGAUCUUCUCUCGAGCGUUAUCUUGAUCGUUGUUUUUUUCGGUUUUUUUUUUGGUGAUGAUGGUUGUUUUGGUUUCGGAACCGGUGGACUUUAAGUGAUCGUGACAUCUUCGUCUGUGAUCGAAGAUCAUCGGGUUUGUGAUCGCUUUUUUGUGCGUGUGAAUAUCUUUGCAGCUGCCGCAAGAGCGCAACUUCUCACAUUCUCUCUGCACACGAGAGAACACUGAGAGUGAGUUCAGUGCAAAGGCGCGAUAUGAAUUGCUGAUGGUUGGAAAGAGAGAUUCCUGUACUGCGCCAAGUGCGCAUGAGCGUGAAGAAUCGUCAUGAAUAUUUGUGGCAAUAAUAAUCGAAAAAUGGUAGUGACGACGAAGCUUCAAAAAUUCUAAAGUCUCAAAGCAACAGAAUAUAGUAACUUGUGGUUGUGAAUUUACAAAAAAAAACAGUGUAUGUGUCUCAACCCCUUUUUGCUACAAAGACAAACCCAUCCAGAUUUAAUGUGACAAUCCUUUAUGCUCUACAAUUGAUCUUCCCUCUUGCGCUGGUGACUCAAGAGGCAGGAAGAGACCAAAAACCCGACAGUGUUGUUUGUGCUCAAGACAGUGAAUUUGCAGUCGAAAGAAAAAAAUGUUCCAGUGCAUCAUUCAGCAGCGAAAUGGGUGGAUUCAUGCGCCAAACCCUGAAAUGCGUGAUGUGUUUCCAGAUAUUAGAUUGCAGCUGAACGAGCAGCUGAGGUGUUUGGACGUGAGGGUGGAGGCGCAAGUGUCGCUGAUCCAGGAAUUGCAGGACUUCUUCCGGAGGCGCAGCGAAGUGGAGCUGGAUUACAGCAAGAAUAUGGACAAAUUGGCAAAGAGUCUUCUAUUAAGGCACAAAGAACAGAAGCAGAAGCGCGAGCAAUGGCCUCUGUUCUCCUCCUACGCGUGCUGGCAGCAAAUGAUCAAUCACACGAAGAGUCUGUCGAAGGAUCACGCCAUCCUAUCUGAUGUGUACUCCAACCAUCUCGUGACACGCUUUCAGUCAGUCAUCGAUGACAUUCAGCGCAUCUACAAGCGCUGCCGUGAGAUCGGCUAUGAGACGCACGAGGAGAUCUUGAGGGUGCUGCAGGAGCUUCACACCACCAUGAAGACAUAUCACAGCUAUCAGACUGAAUGCAAGGCGGCCGAGGCGAAACUGCGUACAGCGGAGAAUCAGCGGACAAAGCUCCAGCAGACAAUUCCCAAGGAGAAGCUCGAGAGGAGCAAGAAGUACAGACUGAUCGAGAAGGAGGUGCUCAAGAGGCGCAAUAAGUACACAGAUGCGCGUCUCAAGGCGCUCAAGGCCAAGAAUGAAUAUCAACUAUGCCUUGAGGCAUCCAACACCACCAUUCACAAGUACUUUGUUGAGGAUUUGAGUGAUCUCAUUGAUUGUAUGGACUUGGGCUUUCACUCGGUGGUAUCCCGGGCAUUGCUAAUGCACGUAACAGCUGAUCAGGGCAGAUGUCGAUCAAUGCUGACCAAUGCCGAGAAUUUGUCACACAUCGUGCACUCAAUGGAUAGUCGGGCGGACAAGCAGAAAUUCCUGGAGCAGCAUCAUGGUGCUUUCAUGAUACCUAAGAGAUUAGAAUUUCAAGGGCAACAUCUGGUGGAGUCUAUUGAGCCGGAACUGCAGAAGGCGCUGCAUCAGGAGAUGGAGGGAAGGUUGAAGCACUUGGAGCAGCGCGUGAGUAAUCUUCGGACAGAGUCUGAGGAGAUAUGGAAGACGCUCGAAACAGCAGAGAUUAAUUUGCUUGAGAUACUCAAUACGAAGGACUUUGAUUGUUCCACCAACUUUGGCGAUUCCGCCAUUCUUGCCGGCACUGGCAAGGAGCUCAUGAAGCUGAAGACGGACAAGCAGGAGAUUGAGGAGUUCUACAUCUCAAAGAUACGCGAAUACAUUCUCGGCACAUCCAGAAUUGCCAGAUUGGACGCCAAGGCGGAAUUUCUCAGAUCAUCCCUGACCAAAGAUGGUGUCGCGCCCACGGGAAUGCUCGUGAUGGUGAAGACGACUGUGCCAAAGCGGAAGCGCAUCGGACGCAUGAACAUCUCGGGGCAGCCGAAGUUGUUUGGUGGCUCUCUUGAGGAGUAUCUCGAGGCGACCAACGAGGAGAUUCCGCUCAUCAUGCGGAGCUGCAUUCGCGUCAUCAAUCUCUAUGGGUUGCACCAUCAGGGCAUCUUCCGCGUGUCCGGAUCACAGGUGGAGAUCUCCAACUUCCGCGAGGGCUUCGAGCGCGGCGAUGAUCCUCUGGCCGACACAACCGACGCCUCUGACAUCAACUCCGUGUGCGGCGUGUUGAAGCUGUAUUUGCGAGAGCUGCGAGAGCCGCUCUUCCCCAUCAUCUACUUCGACCACUUCGUCUCGCUGGCGCAGUUGGAGUCCAAACAGGAGGUUGUGGCGGAAAUCAGAGUGUUUCUGCAGAAUUUGCCACGCUGUGUGGUCAUCGUGAUGCGCUAUCUAUUUGCAUUUCUCAACCAUCUGUCUGAAUAUUCUGAUGAAAAUAUGAUGGACGCAUACAAUCUGGCCAUAUGCUUUGGGCCCACACUCAUGCCGGCGCCAGAGGACAAGGAUCAGGUGCAGUAUCAGAAUCAAGUGAAUGAGCUGAUAAAGAAUAUGAUUGUGUACCAUGAGGAGCUCUUCCCGAAGGAUCUGGGUGGAACGCAGUAUGAGAAGUACAUUUCGCAUGAACCAUAUAUUGACAUUGAAGUUGGAGAUUCACCCACAGAGCAAGUAACUGAGGAUCCAGACUCUGAAGUUUAUCCAUCAGAAGAUGAGUCUGACACAUUGGAGGCAACAGUGCAGUUUGACUUCUCUGCGCGGUCGAAUCGUGAAUUGAGCUUGAAGAAAGGUGAGACGGUGAUCCUGAGGAAGCAAGUGUCCAACGACUGGUGGCAAGGAACUGUGAAUGGGAAGGAAGGACUUGUUCCAGACAAGUAUAUUUCGUUAAAAAUCAAAGACGAAGAUCGUGAUCGCGGGAGUGACAAUAUGAAGUCCUCCAGCUCUGAGGAGUCCGUGCGAAAGCGUCGCCCCAGUGGAUCAAUGGGUAUGCCCAGUCAGUUGUCUGUCUUCUCCACUGCUGCUGCGGCCGCUGCUCCAGCUCUGGUGGUGCCAAAGCUCGUGGUGUCCACAGUCAUUGACACCGAGCCGCCAGUUGAGGAGGCAAAGAUUGCCAAUCAGCAGAUCGGCAUCCCAAUACCGGAGCCAAAGAAUGACUUUCUGCAGUACGACAGCGUGGAUGCGGUGAAGAACAAGUACAGCUAUCACGAGGAGCCGCACUCCUUCGAGAACUCCAUGGACUUCCUCGAGGACUUCAAUCACUUUCAAUUUGAGGGCGACAAGAAGAGUGAACCCAUCUAUGCGGAGCCCAGCAAGCCGGCAAUUCCAGUGAAUCCCAUGCCGUCAACUUCUGGCGCACAGUGCGAUGUUGCCAAUGGCGAGGAGGAUGUGGAGGUGCGCCAGAAGGCAGCCGAGGAUGCACAGAUGGGCGUCCGCCACUCGGACACGGAGGUGCUGAAGCGCAAGGAGGACGGCGAGAUGAAGCCGCCGCGCAAGCUUCACACGAAGAGCUUCAGUGUGUGCGAAGGUCGCGUGAGCAACAUGUUCCAGCACAACAGGGAAAUGUGGGAGAAGAGAGCCGAGCUGGGCUCACAGCACAGUCUCACGACACCGCGCAUUCUGUCCAGGAAUCGCAUAGCGCCCGAUCUGGUGAUGGAUCUGCCGAUGACGGUGAUUCAUGGCGUGGAGGUGAAGCGCGAGGACUCCAGGGAGAGUCUGGAGGUGGACGGUGGGGAGGUGGAUGUGUCAUCGGCGGAGAGAUUUGCCGCCCAGAAUCAGUGCACACUGAAGAAGAAUGAGCGAUUUGCCGGCGAGCUGCCGUUUGAGGGUGUUCCGGGGAAGAAGGAAGUGAAGCUGCCCUUCCAGAAGGUGGAGAAGCCCAAGGCGGAGGUGAAGCCGCAGGAGAAGGAGCCGCCAGAGGAGGCGGUCAGCGAGAGUGGUGAGGUGAGCUUGCACAUUACAGAAGAGGCACAGGAGGAGUCAGAAGCCGCCGCAGCGGCUGUCCAGAAGAGUCCAAUUCCGGCACGAAACACCCAGAAAUUCGUGUCCCAGUUCGCUGAUCUCAAGCUCACAGGUGGAUGUCUCAAUCAGGGGGGCUCUGGGAGCUCUGAGGGUGCAAGUGGGAGUGGAAAUCCACCUGCUUUGUCCUCUUUCAAGCCCGUCAAGCCAGUGAAGCCGCAGUUUCUCAAGAAAACUCUCUUGCUUCCACCAACAACACCCGAAAUGGCCAGGAGAGCUCAGCCUGAAUGGAAACAUCACAGUGAAACUCACUACACAAAACAAAAAUAUUCCUUAUUAGUGGAAAGUGGGCGAGUUUUGGCGUUGACACAUCGAAAAAAUCCUUGAGGAAUGUCGAGAAUCAUUGAAGCAAACUAGUUCGAAGCUUUCCCACUUUUCCCUACUGUAAUUGUAUAUGUAUGUAAUGUCUUAAAGGAUAAUCAAAAGAAAAAAAGAAAGAAAUAAAGUCUAAUCGCAUGUAAGGAAAAAAAUGUGCUACAUUUACAGGUAAAACUCAAGAACAGGUUGAAGGAGAGCAGAAAAAUUGCAUUUUGCAAGUGAGAGAAUCGAAGCAUGAUAGCGAAAUAUGACACAAUAACUUAUCCAAAAAAAAAUAAACAAUUUACCAAAUCAAAGAGAUUUGAUUAAAAAAAAAUCACAUACAAUAUCAAUGUCCAUAAAAAGGUAGAAAAAACUUACAAAAAAAAAAUUUACUCUUGUAUCCAAUUUUAUCAGUGUUCUUUACCAAUGAUGGCAAAAAAGAUGAAGAAUAGCAGAGGAAAUCAAGUAAAAUGAUACUCAACUUUAGAGUAAAUUGUGUGAGAGUUAAUUUUGUGCGAAGGCGGAUCAAAAAAAAAUAUAUUUUAAUAGUGUUGUUUGAGGAUGAAAAAGAAAACAAAAAAAUGCAAAAAAGAGGAAGCAUGGAUGUACGCACGGCCAAAAAGGCCAGUUCUCGAUGUCUCCCGCCCUCCAUUAAAUCGCGUUUAGUGAGAAAUUCCCCUUAAUUGAAUUAAUUAUGUUACAUUUAAAAUAAUUUUAUUGUAAGAUUUAUUUUGUAAAGAAUCUAUAAUUACAAUAAAAGUGUAUAUCGUCAA